This is a messenger RNA of Callithrix jacchus (white-tufted-ear marmoset), 3474 nucleotides long. The record is from RefSeq and is a predicted model, not a curated record. Lineage: Eukaryota; Metazoa; Chordata; Mammalia; Primates; Cebidae.
UUUUUGCCCUCUCCCUACACACCCUGCGUUUCCUCUCUCCCAGCAUUCAUCUUGUGACGUAUGAUAAGCAAUUGACUAACUUGUCUUUGAGGCCAGGCCACACAGAGUCUCUCAGUGAUGAAUGCGGGGACAGCAAAUGCUUCUGCCCUGUAAUGGCAUCUGCGGAUCACUAGCUGGAGGCCUUGAGACUCUAAGAGCCAAGCUAUUCAAGUGCUAGAAAUAACACCGCAUGGCUCCCGGUCUUUCCUGUUUCCUCUGUGUCUAUCAAGAAGGAGCAGCUGUUUUUUGAGGCCUUGCUUUCCUUCCCACGGCUUUGCUCACCCCCACCCUGCUUGGCCUCCAAACACAGAGCCUUCACUUCUCUAUAAAUACAGUUUCUCUCCAACACAACUUGAUUCAUUCACGCAGGGUCCUAGUUCUCUCUCUCCGCCAUUCCAAUUCUCCUCUUUCCAUUACAUUUAAGAGAACCCUGGCCUGGGGCGGUGGCUCACACCUGUAAUCCCAGCACUUCGGGAGGCCGAGGUGGAUGGAUCACUUGAGGUCAGGCAUUUGAGACCAGCCUGGCCAACAUGGCGAAACUCCAUCUUUACUAAAAAACAAAAAUUAGCUGGAGGUGGUGGCACAUGCCUUUAGUCCCAGCUACUAGGGAGGCUGAGGCAGGAGAAUCACUUGAACUCGAGAAGCGGAGGUUGCAGUCGUGCCACCGCACUCCAGCCUGGAUGACAGAGUGGGACUCUGCCUCAAAAAAGAAAAAAAGAAAAAAAACAACCAAAAGACCAUGAAAAGGACAUUCAUUUAUGGUUUAAGAGCUGAAACCAAAAGGUAGAGGCUGCCUCGCUGAGUCUUUGCUGGGACCAUAUAUCAGCCAUUCAACUUCUUCACCAUCUAGUGCACAGCCAGGAAAGCCCCACAAGUAUUGAUUUGGGGGUUAUAAAUAAAUGUUAACAAAUAGGUGAAUUUGCAGAUACAGAAUCUGCGGGUAGUGAGGAUUGAUUGUAGAUGCACCAGCGAACUGGAGGUCAGAUUUUUAACGUAAGCAUAUGGGAGAUAACCAGCAACCAAGAGCUCGUAAAAAGGAUUCCUGGAGGGUGGUGAAGACAUUAGAAGUCUUAGGUGCUCAGAGACAGACGAUGUAAUCCCUCAGCUCAUCCGAGCUGUGGCUAUAAAAUGGGGCAACCGAUUAAGAAUGGUAAGCGUAAGACGGAGGCCAGGAUUGCUGGCUUAUGCCUGUAAUCCCAGCACUUUGGGAUGCUGAGGUGGGUGGAUCACUUGAGGUCAGGAGUUGGAGAUCAGCCUGGCCAACCUGGUAAAACCCCAUCUCUACUAAAAUACAAAAAAAUUAGCCAGGCAUGGUGACACAUGCCUGUAAUCCCAGCUAGUUGGGAGGCGGAAGUAGGAGAAUUGCUUGAACCGAGGAGGUGGAGGUUGCAGUAAGCCAAGAUCACAUCACUGCACUCCAGCCUGGGCAACAGAGUGAGACUCCAUCUCAAAAAAAAAAAAGAAGACUGGGGUAGCCAGAAGGGACCACUGUCAGCAAAGGAAGGAGGCAGGGGAGUGAAUAAAGGUCCACAGGAGAAUUAAGAAAGCGCGGGCCCCUAGGGCCAUUCGUUGAAACUAGCCAGGUUCCUGGCGAGUGUGCCAGGGAAUCAAUUAAGAAUGAAUAUGAAGCUUGAGGCCAGGCCGGCAUAAUUACCGUGUGGGCACUGUAUUUCUUUACAUUUGCUGACUGUCAAUCCAGCCUCCUGUGUUUCUGUGAAAUGCAAAGGAAGAAAUGCUGAGACUUCCCCUUAUCCUAAGGUGAAACCAAAGAAGGGGAAACUGAGUGACCUCUCCGAAAUCCUCCACCGAGCCAAUGGCGAGGCUGUAAGAGAUAUAGCCGGUCACCCGAACUAUUCUCUAGGUUACCUAACCAAACUCCUGCAAAACCACACCGCCUAUGCCUGUGAUGGGGACUAUUUGAAUCUACAGUGCCCUCGGCAUUCUACGAUAAGUGUCCAAUCAGCAUUUUAUGGGCAAGAUUACCAAAUGUGUAGCUCCCAGAAGCCUGCCUCCCAGAGGGAAGACAGCUUAACCUGUGUGGCACCCACCACUUUUCAGAAGGUGCUGGACGAAUGCCAGAACCAGCGGGCCUGCCACCUCCUGGUCAAUAGCCGUGUUUUUGGACCUGACCUUUGUCCAGGAAGCAGUAAAUACCUCCUGGUCUCCUUUAAAUGCCAACCUAGUAAUUUCAGGUCUGUCUUUACCUAUGUGGACCCCAAGCCAACAUUUGAGAAAAGGCUCCCUUCAGCGAAGGAAUGUGUGACCUUAAGUGAUGAAUUAAAAAACAAAACCGUGUGUGAAGACCAGGAGCUCAAACUGCACUGCCAUGAAUCCAAGUUUCUCAACAUCUACUCUGCGACCUACGGCAGGAGGACCCAGGAAAGGGACCUCUGCUCCUCCAAAGCAGAAUGGCUCCCCCCUUUUGAUUGCUUGUCUUACUCAGCUUUGCAAGUCCUAUCCCGAAGGUGCUAUGGGAAGCAGAGAUGCAAAAUUGUCGUCAACAAUCACCAUUUUGGAAGCCCCUGUUUGCCAGGCGUGAAAAAAUACCUCACUGUGACCUACGCAUGUGACGGAGUUUCGCUCUUGUUACCCAGACUGGAGUGCAAUGGCACGAUCUCAGCUCACCACAACCUCCACCUCCUGGGUUCAAGCAAUUCUCCUGCCUCAGCCUUCCGAGUAGCUGGGACUACAGUUCCCAAGAACAUACUCACAGCGAUCGAUCCAGGCAUUGCUAAUCUAAAACCUUCUUUGAAGCAGAAAGAUGGUGAAUAUGAUAUAAACUUCGACCCAAGCGGAUCGAGGGUUCUGAGGAAAGAUGGAAUUCUUGUUAGCAACUCUCUGGCAGCCUUUGCUUACAUUAGAGCCCACCCCGAGAGAGCUGCCCUGCUGUUUGUGUCCAGCGUCUGCAUCGGCCUGGCCCUCACAUUGUGUGCCUUGGUUAUCAGAGAGUCCUGCACCAAGGAGGUCCGCGAGAUGCAGCUGGGGAGGGAGCAGCUGGUGCCAGGAAGUGACAGGGCUGAGGAGGACAGUGAGGAUGAAGAAGAGGAGGAGGACUCCUCUGACUCUGACUUCCCAGGGGAACUGUCAGGGUUCCAUAGGACUUCAUAUCCUGUCUACAGUUCCAUAGAAGCUGCAGAGCUCGCAGAAAGGAUUGAGCGCAGGGAGCAAAUAAUCCAGGAAAUAUGGAUGAACAGUGGUUUAGACACCUCACUCCCCAGAAACAUGGGCCAGUUCUACUGAAAACCACAUGCGUCUUGAGGAGAUCGCACUUUCUGAAGAAGGAAGGAUUCCAAAUGCCCCUCCGGUUCUGGUUCACCUGUACCUUCUAUGAAGGAGAAUUUGUCGUCAUCCAACACUCGUGAAGCCAGGAAGCUAUUAAAGGGACGUUUCAAGCUGUUUCCAGCACAUUCCAAAAUAAAUGAGGAGGGAAGAGUC